Molecule: messenger RNA, 4727 nt
Organism: Topomyia yanbarensis
Lineage: Eukaryota; Metazoa; Arthropoda; Insecta; Diptera; Culicidae
Gene: Mo25
Product: protein Mo25
Exons: 7
Coding region: 287-1297 (336 amino acids)
Biological process (GO): intracellular signal transduction
Molecular function (GO): protein serine/threonine kinase activator activity
Source: RefSeq, a predicted model, not a curated record
GCAAAAGCAAAAAAAAAUCUCAUCACAUUCUGUCAAAAUUAUAAACGGGUUACAGCAAAAUUCGUCUCGUCGUCGUAAAGUCGUGUAUUGUGUGGAAGUGGAAGUUUCUGACGAAGAUUUCAGUGUCCUCAUCGAUCUCGCACAUCGUAGCUGAAGUGAAGAAGGUACCUCAGAUAGACCGUACUGAAACUGAUAGUAUAAAAGUGAACAGAAGCAAUCGUGAAGCAGUGUGAAAAAAAUCGGUUGGUGAACACAACAACAGCGUCCGUGCCGGCGAAUAACGAAGAUGCCUCUUUUUGGCAAGUCGCAGAAAAGCCCCCAGGAGCUUGUGAAGGCAUUGAAAGAAGCGGUCAAUUCGCUAGAACGGGGCGACAAGAAAGCAGAAAAGGCACAGGAAGAUGUUAGCAAAAAUUUGGUUCUCAUAAAAAAUAUGCUAUACGGAACGUCAGACGCAGAACCACAGACGGAAAUAGUCGUGUCGCAACUAGCACAGGAACUAUACAAUAGUAAUCUACUCUUGCUUCUAAUACAGAACUUAAGUCGUAUCGACUUUGAAGGUAAAAAAGACGUUGCCCAGGUGUUCAACAAUGUGCUCAGGCGGCAGAUCGGCACGCGAUCACCGACCGUGGAGUACAUCUGCACCAAACCGGAGAUUUUAUUCACACUGAUGGCUGGAUACGAGCACCAGGAAAUCGCACUGAACUGCGGCACGAUGCUGCGGGAGUGCGCCCGCUACGAAGCGCUGGCCAAAAUUAUGCUUCACUCGGACGAGUUCUUCAACUUUUUCCGCUACGUUGAAGUGUCCACCUUCGACAUCGCCUCGGAUGCCUUCUCCACCUUCAAAGAGCUGCUGACACGCCACAAGAUCCUGUGCGCCGAGUUCCUCGAGCAGAACUACGACAAAGUGUUCAACCACUACCAGCAUCUGCUGAAUUCGGAGAACUACGUGACGCGAAGACAGAGCUUAAAGCUACUUGGAGAGCUGCUACUGGACCGGCACAAUUUCACGGUCAUGACAAAGUACAUCUCCAACCCGGAUAAUCUGAAGCUGAUGAUGAACAUGCUGAAAGAAAAAUCACGAAACAUUCAGUUUGAGGCGUUUCACGUCUUUAAGGUAUUUGUAGCGAAUCCGAACAAACCGAAACCAAUUCUUGACAUACUGCUACGAAACCAGGAGAAGUUGGUAGACUUCCUAACGAAAUUUCACACGGACCGAUCCGAGGACGAACAGUUCAACGACGAAAAGGCGUACCUGAUCAAGCAGAUAAAGGAGCUGAAACCGGCGCCGGAUCAAUAGUAAUACGGGAUGCGUGAAUAAACAAACACACAGACAGACAGACACACACAAACGAUCCACACGUUUCCCUCGCCCUUUACGCUGUGUUUCGCGCUUCCUGUUAAUCCCGUUUCCCCCGCACUAGUAUUUUGUAACAAAGGUAAAUACAUAUACUAUAAAUAAAAUAAAUUUAGAAUAUCCAGUAAAAGUUAGUUACAAUAGUGGUUAUAAAUAAAUUUUGAAAAAAACACACAUAAAAAUACUGGAAAACAAAACAAAACAGUCGAAAGAAGUUAAAUGAUAGUUGGAUAGGAAAGAAAAACAGAACAUUAUGUAAUCUUAGACCUUCUGCAAACAAAAAUCACACCAGAGAGUAAUAUAUUUAUUAAGACAAAAAAAACGAUUUUCGGCUGCUAAGAAACGAUAAUACCUACAUACAUACAAUGUUGUACUAUUAAAAGUUGCAGUUUUGUUUUUGUCUUGCACCACCCGGCAGACCAGCUGUACUUGUAAGAUUCGAGGAUUCUUAUAGAAUGGAAUAAUAAAGUAAACCCGAAAUCGAUCCUCUCAAAACUACUUGUCGUUUACACAACGCUAUAUUCUGUUGCUGCUGAUUGCAGAUAGAAAGAGGUCGCUAGAAACAAAAACAACAUUUACACUUUACUGUUUUCACUGUAGUAGUUUGUGUUAAAUAUUACUCUUAUACUUUGUCAUAUUCCUUGAAAUUUUACACUAGAAACAAACCAAACAGAGGGUUUUCCGAUCUAUGCAACAUAGUUUAAACAUUUAUUUGAUACCUUUAUACCUCAUUAGUCUCCAGAUAAAAUCAAGCAUGCUAAUACAUUCUCUCACGAAGGAAGUAAACCCAUCACAACGCUUCGGCAAUUAGGUUUUACAAGUUGGAUAUGCUACUUUAAGAAAUCUUGGCUAUCUGUAUAGAUUACCGAUCUUUGUUGAUACGUAUACUAGGUUGUAUGAACGAUGGUGUUCAAAAUUCAAAAAAGAAAGCGAUCAAAUCGUAUACUUUAUGUUUAUGUCACGGAAACCACUCGAUAGGACAUUGUCAUUAUUAGAUUACUGGUGAUUUUAUGAGGGGUGUACCCCAUAUGGCAUAAUGGACGUUUGGCAUAACGGGUUUGGCAUAAAGACGUUUGGCAUAAUGGACAUUUGGCAUAAUGCUUAUUGAGAGGUAGCGACAUUUGGCAUAAUGGACGUUUGGCAUAAUGGACAUUUGGCAUAAUACCUAUUGGGGGUUAAGGGACAUUUGGCAUAACGGACGUUUGGCAUAAUGGACAUUUGGCAUAAUACCUAUUGGGGGGUAAAGGGACAUUUGGCAUAAUGGACAUUUGACAUAAUGGACAUUUGGCAUAAUAUUGGGGAGUGAAUCCAAAAUUAUCAUAAUCAACUUUCGUCAUAUAUAUGAUGUUUUAUUUUGUUACUUGGUUUGUUAUCAACAGAAAAUAAAUAUUUUCCAUAUUAUAUGAAUCACGCAAUCUGUAAGUAGUUAGAUGGAUCGCAAAGAGAAAAUGAUUAGAGAUAGGCACAUUUGAACAUAUUUUUAAUAGGUUAAAAGGGUCCUUUGGAUUACGUGAUGUAAAUUUAGCAAGUGAAAUUUCCGUAAUUCGAUAGCUUGAAUAAUGAGUAACAUGUAAACUGUACAUUGUACAGUACUACAGUAGAAUACAGAAGUAUAAUUGCGUUCUUUGUAAAGAAGGGCGAAUCACUAUACUUUUCAUAUACUAUUUAUUUAUUAAUAUGCACAGAAUAGUAUACAUAUUGCGCGCACGAAAGGUUCCUCCAUGCGCUUCGCACGCGCUGACGUGUAGAAACUCUUGCAGCCAAACCCGCGUGUUAGCGAAGAGUGUGGUGGUAUGCUUCGCGCGCGCAGGGUUCGACUGAAAAAUUCAUAACGCCGAAAAUACUCAAAUGUUCUUUCCAAAAUGUUAAAGGCGUUAAGAAAAAUAUUUUAAGAGAAAAAAAGUCAUCCAACUUUUCAAUAUUUUACAUUAAAUAAGCAGCAUGAUUAUUUUUAAUAAACUUCAUUCGAAAACUGAGAAAAGCACACAUUACAUGCUUUCAACAAUUUUUAAUAUCUUCUUCAGUUAUUGCAGUAUUGGAGAUUAAAUAAAAGUAUUUAAAAAAAAUUAAAGCAAAUUACUACUAUUUGAAAGAAAAAAAUACGUGUCAAAUAUUUUAGUCAGCCAAAUCGAAACAAAUGGUAAACAAAAUUUGGGGUGGUAAAUUUUAUGUGGAAUGCUCCAUAUAUAAUGUAAAGUAGGGUGCAUCAUAAUUCUGUGCAUAAUAGUAAUUAAGUAUUAUAUGAAAAGCAUAGCGAUGCAGCCUUCUUUACAAAUAACACAAUUAUACAUCUGUAUUCUGCCGUACAUGUUACUCUUUAUUCAAGUUAUCAAAAAACGGAAGUCUUACUUGCUGAAUUUACACCACGUAAUCCAAAGGACCCUUUUAACCCAUUAAGAAUAAUGUGUGUAAAUGUGCCUAUAUUUAGUCGUUUUUUGCGAUGAUCCAUCUAAAUACUUAUAGAUUGCGUAAUUCAUACAAAAUGAAAAAUAUUUUUUUGAGUUGAUUCCAAAUUACGAAAUAAAACAUCGUAUAUAUGACAAAAGUUGAUUAUGAUAAUUUUGGAUUCACUCCCCGAUAAAUACUAUGCCAUUUUAUGCCAAACGUCCAUUAUGCCAAAUGUCCCUUUACCCCCCAAUAAGUAUUAUGCCAAAUGUCCAUUAUGCCAAACGUCCGUUAUGCCAAAUGUCCCUUAACCCCCAAUAGGUAUUAUGCCAAAUGUCCAUUAUGCCAAACGUCCAUUAUGCCAAAUGUCGCUACCUCUCAAUAAGCAUUAUGCCAAAUGUCCAUUAUGCCAAACGUCUUUAUGCCAAACCCGUUAUGCCAAACGUCCAUUAUGCCAUAUGGGGUACACCCUUUUAUGAGAACACUGUUCCUACACAGAAAGCGCAACACGAACGAGUAAUUACAAGAUUUGCACUUCAGAGAAAGAGAGAAAGUGAGGAUUGGAACUGAAAAGGUUCUACCGCCAAAUUGCAAUAACAUAAAUUCGUGCAUAUACAUAUUUCAUGGCUUUUUAUGUGUAUUUAGUAGAUGGAAUUCGAUUUAUGCAAAACAAAACCCCCUUUUGUCAGCAUCGUAAGAAUGUAUAUGAUUAUUAGUUUGUUGAAAGCAUUACACAAUACAGUUUAGCGGUUUAGCUAUCGAAUCAAUCAUUUGAGUUCAAUAGUGAUAAGUUGAGUCAAACAGCUACAGCUAGCGAAACUAGAAACUGUGUGUGUGGUUUUUCGAGUAAAUCCAUCGAACUAAAAGAGCAAAAUAGAUACCGUUUGCAAGUAAAUCAAAUGGAAUAGUGGAUUCGGCUAGAUUGUUUUAUAAGCAGGUGGUAAAACGAUUGAAACGUGAAAUACCAAUAAAGACAGACGAGUCUCAA